GCAAUUUCAUAUUUUUAUUCGAUAUGGUGAUGCUGAUGAAUUUAACCAUAAGGCACAUGAUGGGAACUGUGGUGACAAAUUAUGAUGUUCGGUUUAUAUCGAUCGUAGCAACUUUGAUGGGAAUUUUUACCUAUCUGUGCAUUUUACUCAAUGGAAUGAACCGUUGCGAGCAAUGUUAUCGAGAAAGUGAGAAAAUCAUUAAAUUGAUCGACGAUUUGAUUAUAAAUAAGAAAACUGGUAACGAAGAACGUGAUUCCCUCAAGGACCUGAAGUGUCUCAUCAUCACCAGACCUGUCAAGUUCAAAGCCAUGAACUUCUACCGUCUGGAUUACCCUUGCUUCGUCUCUGUGGCUUCUGUUAUUAUCACCUAUACCAUUAUUCUGUUGCAGAGUUUAAAUAGACAGGAACGGAGUCGAGCAGGCUGUGGUGCCGAGCAGAAGGCAGAAGGCACGAAGCGGCGGCUAGCGGAGCGGUACGGCGCGGCGGGUAGAGUAGACAAAGACUGA
Messenger RNA from Maniola jurtina (meadow brown), 506 nucleotides. RefSeq lists its product as uncharacterized. Gene Ontology annotation, biological process: sensory perception of taste. The record is from RefSeq and is a predicted model, not a curated record. The coding region runs from base 24 to 506 and encodes 160 amino acids. Lineage: Eukaryota; Metazoa; Arthropoda; Insecta; Lepidoptera; Nymphalidae. The transcript has 4 exons. Gene Ontology annotation, cellular component: membrane.